ACCAUCAAUCUAUGUCUUUUUCAAAUUUAUCUAUUUUCUUUUCAAGAUUAUCAAAUUGGAGAUUUACCUCUUGGCGAAACUCCUUCAUGGAUUGGCGAAACUCCUUCAUGGAUUGACGUAGAUACAAGAUUUCAUCAUGUAGCAGCUCCUCCAUCCCUUGAGUACGUCUAUCUGCCUCGUUCUUCUGACCAACUUCAAUGUCGGCGCCUCCUCCUCCACAGGUACGUGUGGAAGAUCACGAUCUUGUUUUCCUUGAUGCAGAGCCGAAUUCACAUCAAACACACGGGUCCCACCAAGUGUGCCAUAUUGUUUCGGUGUGAAACCAAAUAUCCACCGUCAAAAGUCGAAUUUGUUUUCGGCAAUGUUGAUUUGAUAUUUCGCGAUGGAAACUCUUGCGGUGCCGUUGGGUCGGACGCACUGCUGAAUGUUGAAAUCAGCGUGACCGUCAAUAUCCACCGCCGGGCGUCGGGCGAUGUUGAUUUGAUUGAUGCACCUCAGAAUGGUGAAAUCAACGUGACCGUCAAAUAUCCACUAUCGGGUGAUAUCGAUAUGAUUGAGGCACCUCUGACUUCUAACCAACGCGACCGCUACUACGGUUCGCACCUCUCCAAACUACGUUCGAACGACGGUGUUUGAGUUUUUGAGGAAUCUACGUUACGACUACUCCUAUGUAGAUUCCUGUGGAGAGCUCCGCGACUACGACUAAGACUAAAACUAUGGAGAUCCUUCCUAGAAGGAGAGCUCCGCGAAGGAGUUACAGAGAAAAGAUAAUUUUGACAGAUGUGUUUCUGUGUUGAUUAGGUUCUCCCCUUCUCUCUCCUUACUCCACUGCUUUUAUUUGAAAAACAUCUUCGUAGUCUUCACGCUCGGUAAAACUACUUCCUCAACUGCUCACAACUCCCACGUAGCUUAGCCGUCUUGAUCUCCUCCUCUCUCUGGUUGGCGUGAAUCUCACGCGAUGUCGUUUUAUUCCCCAAACAGCUCUGUCUACAUUUUACUUCGCGACAUUGUUUUAUAUUAAACACUGUCGUUUUCUACUCUGCGGUGUUGUUUUCUCUCGCGGCGUCAUUUUUAGCCAAACAACAUCGUCUAAAAUAAUUAUUAAACAGAUUAAUUAAUU
Molecule: messenger RNA, 1120 nt
Organism: Linum trigynum
Lineage: Eukaryota; Viridiplantae; Streptophyta; Magnoliopsida; Malpighiales; Linaceae
Source: the annotation of a GenBank genome assembly